AUGGCUGCCAUAUACAAACCUACAGAAGCGAUUGCUCUCCUCCGCCCAACAUUCCUAUUACCGCGUAUACAUGGCUCAAGUCGAAGGGCGCAUGUCGGGCGCAUCGCCUUCUCCACUACCCACCAUGCACAGGCUACACAAACCUCGACGAGCAGUCCGACUCCAAAACCGCAGAGGAAGUCUAUUUCAUUGACAGGCGACACGGGACAAGUCCGAUGGUCUGAUCUAUCACCGGGCGAAAAGGCAGUGCGGACAACCCAGCAGAGUUUCAACUUUGUGGUAGUCCUGGGUGGCGUAGGCUACUUUCUUUUCUCGGAUGUCUUCAGCCCCUCUUCCAAGACCGCUUACUUCAACCGCGCGACCACCCUCAUACGUCAGGACGCCCGAUGUCAGAAACUCCUCGGUCCCGGCGCUGAAAUUGCUGCAUUCGGUGAAGGAUCUUGGUCGCGAUGGGCGCGCAACCGCUAUCUCAGCAGCACUGAAGAGACGGACAAGUGGGGCACGGAACAUCUGCGCUUUAGGUUCUAUGUCGAAGGUCCACUGGGACAAGGCGUCGUCCAUGUGCAUUUGACCAAAAGACCAAGUCAGAAUGAUUACGACUACGAGACCCUCGCCGUCGACGUCAAGGGGCAUCAGAGGAUUGACCUCAUAGCCGGCAACAAAUCGAGCAGCGUCGCACCCAAAAUUUUCGGGGCGCGGUGGUGGUGA
Molecule: messenger RNA, 708 nt
Organism: Alternaria atra
Lineage: Eukaryota; Fungi; Ascomycota; Dothideomycetes; Pleosporales; Pleosporaceae
Exons: 2
Coding region: 1-708 (235 amino acids)
Biological process (GO): protein import into mitochondrial matrix
Cellular component (GO): TIM23 mitochondrial import inner membrane translocase complex
Source: RefSeq, a predicted model, not a curated record